AUGGUGGGCGCUACUCGCCGCGGUGCGCUCAAAGAGAAUGUCAAGCGACCAGUCUCACCUAGUGACGAUGGUACAAUUGCGGACGCACCGCUCGACACGCCUUCGCAACAGCCAGUACUUUACCCCGCGCGCGACGACGUAUCGCGCCUGAGUGAGGGCCUUGAGCCGCUUCACCUGGUUGGGCAAGAUGAUCCACAAUACGUAGAUGACGCGUAUGCAGCAACGGAGAUUGACCCGCUUGGACAACAAGUUAAGGAAGUGAUUGCGACGAUCAAUCGACUGGAGGGCCUUGGCCUACAGAGGCUGAAGAUACCUCUGCCGAAAUGUAUCGUCCUGGGCGAGCAAUCUACUGGUAAAUCUUCUGUUAUCGAAGCUAUCUCCGGCAUCAAGACGCCGCGAAUGGAUGAUACAUGUACCAGAUGUCCACUCUUCAUUAAGCUCGAGCCUUCCGACAAUACUCGCGCCAGCUGGAGUGCGAGCGUUAAUCUACGACGGACUUUCAACUACGAUAUCAACAAGGUCCGAGGAUCCGAGUACCGGUACCCUGGCUGGCUCGAGAUGGAUCGGCCAAACGUCGUGCAUUUUGCGGAUACAGAAAACCCGCAUGAACUCGAGGAAAUAAUCGCACGCGCUCAACUGGCUAUCAUCAACCCUAUGACGCCCUACACGGAGUUCCUCGGAUCAACCGUUACUGCGCUUCGAAAGAAACCACACUGCGACUUCAGCCCCAACAUCGUCUGCAUCGAAAUCUCUCACCCGGACGUUCCUUCUCUCAGCUUCUACGACUUGCCAGGCAUCAUCAACCAAGCUGAAACCGUGGACAAGGAAUACUUGGUUGAGUCUGUUCGAAACAUUGUGAUGGACUACGUCAGCGACGAGGAAUCUCUCAUCCUUGUGACCUGCUCGUUGGACACAGACAUCGCCAACUCAACGGCAGGAGGCAUUGCGCGGAAGCUGGGCGCUACAGACCGAUGCAUUGGUGUCCUCACAAAGCCAGACCUUAUUCCCGACGGAUCCCGCCACGACAAACUCCUGGAGGUCUUUGACGAGAAGCGCUUUGCAUUGGGACAUGGAUACUUCGUCGUCAAGAAUCUGAACCAGGCAGAGAUGAAGCGCGGUUUGACCCAUACGCAAGCUCGAUUCGAAGAGCACAAGUUUUUCAGUCAAGGAACGCCCUGGUCAACUGCGUUCAGCCACUAUCAACACCGAUUUGGUACACUGAACCUGCAAAGCUUCCUUUCCUGCAAGCUUGCUGAAGAAAUGACGAAAAAGCUUCCCAUCAUUGACCAGGAGAUCAACCUGGCAAACGCCCCUAGAAUCAUCUCGGAUGUCGUACUCGACUUCUCGCACAACGUACGUAAGGAGCUUGAGGCCGAAUUCCCUUGCAAGGCGUGGCGCAACAACUGGAAGACACUGCAGAAAGGGUUCUUCGAUGCCCUCGCUAGCAUGAAGCCCACGAUGUCGACAAGCGGAAGUAGAGACGCAACAGUCUACAUGGACGUCCUAGGAGUUCAGCCUGGCAGCUCCGCUAGUAAAGCUAUCGCUGUAGACGACGAUGAUGAUGACGAUGAGGACUACGUGGACGACGGAGAUCGCGAUACACCAAUGUCUAGCAACCCCGAGACGCCUACGAAGAAGAGAAAGCUCGGUGAUACUCCAGGUCCUUCACCAGUGAAGACUCCUAGCCGUCGCGGACCACUAAAGACGACUGAGGGUAGGUCGGUUGUAUUCAGCACGGACUUCAGCGAGCUCAGGAAGAAGUUCUUCCUUGAUCAAGUCACGCAACAUUUAGCGGAGAACUCCCAGAGCAAAGUGCCCGGACAGAUCGAACCGCGCGUCGUCGAUGACAUGAUGCUCGAAACGCUUGAACAUUGGUCGCAACCGCUUCACGAGUUCUUCAACACGCUCGAAGGUCAAAUCGUUGAUCAGAUCAAGACUGUGUUCCACAAGCACUUCUCCAAGUACCAGGGAUCGACCUUUUAUCGCACUGCCUGGGAGGUUGUUGAACAGAUGGUCAGCUUGAACUUUACAGAGCAGCGCAAUACCAUGGCCAACGAGAGCCUCAAUGAUGAGAAAGAAGGUCCUUUCAUCUUCCACGACGAGAUGUUCGAGCUCGAGAAGGAAGCGGUACUGGAGCACUAUCGUCAAGCUCGCUUCAAAGCUCGCUUCAACAUCUACAAGCGCGAUAGAUUGAAGCGUACAGGGAAAGAGACUACCCCACAAGAAGAAGACAGGAUGAGAAAGGACGCGAGGGUCAUGGGGAUUCUGAAUCACGAGCCCUACGUUGUCGAGCUCGGAGUUGUCGCGCAGGUCACCACCUACUACAUGCUAGCAGCGCGCCGCUUCCACGACGUCGUAUGUAUGAGGAUCGAAUCCAAGUUCUCCAAGCAGCUUCGCACUCAACUCCGCGACGAACUUGAGGGUGGGCUGGGCAUGAACGACGGCAGCCAAGCCUACGACAACGCCGUUCGCCUCCUCUCCGAAUCCCCACACCGUUUCAAUCUACGCAAGGAGCUCAGUGGUCAGCGUGACUCUUUGCUCAAAGGCCAAGAGAUUCUGCGCGACCUCCAGAAAAAGAAGUACGGGACCGCCAAACCAUCUUCCGCAGCCAACGGUGGCUCGCACACUCGUCGCUCCAGUGCUUCCGGUGGCAUACCCACACCGGUGUCGGCAGAUAUGGAGGACGUGGAUAUGGCAGGCGUUUCGCGCCACUAG
This is a messenger RNA of Alternaria incomplexa, 2715 nucleotides long. RefSeq lists its product as uncharacterized. NCBI's taxonomy places the organism in Eukaryota, Fungi, Ascomycota, Dothideomycetes, Pleosporales, Pleosporaceae. The transcript has 6 exons. Gene Ontology annotation, cellular component: microtubule; membrane; cytoplasm. The coding region runs from base 1 to 2715 and encodes 904 amino acids. The record is from RefSeq and is a predicted model, not a curated record. Gene Ontology annotation, molecular function: GTP binding; GTPase activity; microtubule binding.